Messenger RNA from Candida dubliniensis CD36, 2298 nucleotides. It is a transcript of the gene DOA1, whose product is annotated as Doa1p. The coding region runs from base 1 to 2298 and encodes 765 amino acids. Gene Ontology annotation, biological process: ubiquitin recycling; proteasome-mediated ubiquitin-dependent protein catabolic process. The record is from RefSeq and is a predicted model, not a curated record. The transcript has a single exon. Gene Ontology annotation, molecular function: ubiquitin binding. Gene Ontology annotation, cellular component: cytoplasm; nucleus. Lineage: Eukaryota; Fungi; Ascomycota; Pichiomycetes; Serinales; Debaryomycetaceae.
AUGUCUUACAAACUUAGCUCUACCUUAUUUGGUCACGAACAGGAUGUCAAAGAUGUUGCCAUUACUGAAAAUGGCGGUUUAGUUUCUGUACUGAGAGAUGGUACAACGAGAAUCUGGUCAGAUAUUUAUACAACUCAAUCUGAGGCAACAAUUCUUUUCCAAUCACCGACUAACUCAUUCAUUAAUUCAGUAGCAAGCUUCAAUGAUUUGAUUGCUAGUGGAGGUCAAGACGCCAUGAUUUAUUUAAGUGAUGAACACGGUGAUGAUAAGUAUCAAUUGAUCGGACACGAAGGAAACGUGUGCUCAAUGUCGUAUUCUCAUGGGCAAUUAAUUUCUAGUUCUUGGGAUUGUACUGCAAUCGUGUGGAAUUUGGAAGAGUUCAUUCCCAAAUAUAUAUUAUCAGGACACGAAUCUUCAGUCUGGGAUUGUCAAGUAUUGGGAGAAGAUCAAUAUUUAACUUGUGGUGCUGAUAAAACCAUCAGAUUAUGGCAGGGAAAAUCUGAGGUUAAACAAUUCAUUGGCCACCUUGAUGUGAUUAGAAAAUUGUUGAUAUUAGAAGGUGGGAAACAAUUUUUAUCAUGUUCAAAUGAUGGAUCUAUCAAAUUAUGGGAUCUCCAAACAGGCAAAAACUUGCAAACAUUUUAUGGUCAUGACUCGUUUGUUUACGAUUUAGCAUGGAUAGCUAAUGACAGGUUUGUAUCUACAGGUGAAGAUAGAACAGCCAGAGUGUGGGAUUUAGCAACCGGGAACGUGUUGCAAGUUAUUACUUUGCCAUGCAUAUCGAUAUGGUGUGUGGCCGCGUUGCCAAAUGGUGAUUUUGCGGUUGGUGGUUCUGAUAACUUAAUCCGGGUAUUCACAGCUGAUCCCGAAAGAGUUGCUCCGGAGGAAGAGUUGUUGAAGUUUAAAGAGGCAGUUCAGUCAUCUUCAAUUGCAGAACAGUCGCUCGAUGAUUUGAAAAAGACUGAUAUUCCUGGGUACGAAGCUUUGUCACAGCCUGGCAAACAGGAGGGGUCCACCAUUAUGGUCAAAAAUCCUAAUAGUGGAACAAUUGAAGCACAUCAAUGGUCUGGUGGUGAAUGGCACAAAAUUGGCGAUGUGGUUGGAUCUUCGAGUAGCGGCAAAAAGCAAACUUACCAAGGAAAAGAAUAUGACUUUGUUUUUGAUGUAGAUAUAAAGGAUGGUGAGCCACCAUUGAAGCUACCAUAUAAUGUCAAUGACAAUCCAUAUACUGCAGCUGAAAAAUUCUUAGGCGACAAUAAUUUGCCUGCUUCGUACACUGAUGAAGUUGUAAGAUUUUUGCAGAAAAAUACUGAAGGAGUGAGCUUACAAGAAAGCUCCAACAAUUCGAACAACAUAAGUGAUGAAAGAGUUAUUGAUCCCUAUUCUGAUGCUUACAAUAGACAACAACAACAACAACAACAACAACAAUUGAAGUCGGCUUUAAAAGUAAUUCCUUCCAAGUCUUAUAUUUACUUCACUGAUUACAAGACAGGACUGUUGGUGAAUGGACUAAAAAAAUUAAACCUGUCCCAGGAUACCGAGGUACAGUUGUCCGACCAAGACUUGUCUGUUGUUGAGUCUUCUUUGUUGGAUUUAAAGUCUAAAGAAGCCUUAGACUUGAUAACUAGAUAUUGCAGCCAUAUUAUUAGAAAAUGGACAGCGUCUGCAAAAUUGAUUGGUUUUGAUUUAUUGAGAGUGAGUAUUCCCAAAGUAACAACUGUGGAUAUAUUGACAUCUACAGACGCCGCUGAAGUAAUUUUAGAUGUUGUGAAUUUAGGAUUCGAGAACAUAAACGUGGAAAAUCCGGCACUUUUGAUGAUGAUUCUCAAAGUUUUGAACAAUUUGGUUGGAACCACAUUGUUCGUUCAGUUGUACAUCGAUCCCUGCGGCACAGACAAUAAAUUAUACGAAUACAAUACUUUUUUCAAAAAUUUGUUAAAGAAAUUACAGAAUAACACUGUAAAAUUGACACAGCUGGCAAAAUUAUAUACAUCUACCAUAACUGCAUUAACAACCUUGGUGUAUAACUUAUCAGCAUAUCAAUUACAAACCAGCGCAUUAAAGAAUAACAUUGAAUCUUCCAAACCAGUUAUCGAAUUUAUGGACAAUUUAGGUCAUCAAAUUGUUGCAUCCUCAAGCGAGGCGGCUUAUAGAUUAGCUGUUGCGUAUGGCAAUUUUAAAUAUGGAGAAUUAUACACUAAAGAAACUCCCUCUUGGUUAGCAGAAGUUGGAAUUCUUUACGCAAUCAAUGGCGAACAAAGAUUCCUUGACAUUGCAGAAGAUUUAAAAAACAUAUAG